AUGGCUUCAGCAAAGAUGGGCAAGUCCAAGACGACAAUGAAAGCUUCCGCCACAGAUGGCGUCUCCAAGACAAAGUCACAGAUGCAUCGCCGUUCAAGAUCAGGAUGCUACACUUGCCGAUUAAGACGAAAAAAGUGCGACGAGCUCACGCCCUUUUGCUCUGCCUGCCAACAUCUCGGCCUCGAGUGCGAGUAUAAGAGACCAGUCUGGUGGAGCAACAACGAGGCGCGCCGAAGAAACAAGGAAGAUAUCAAAAUCAUCAUCAAGCGCAAGAAGCUCGCCGAAAAGUCGGCCACGCAUGAGAUUCACUCGUCCGUCAGCCCGCCGCCUCCCAGCCUCAGCCAUUCCAUGCACACGUCUGCCUCGGGCUCCUCUGACUUUUACGACCAUCGCAAUCGCUCGGCCUCGAUUGACUCGCGCGCAUCCGGCAGCAACUACAACUACAACAACAACUUUAACAGCCCGCCCAGCGGCGCUGAUUUCGUCGCCUACAACUCGCAAAUACACCCCGACUUCAUAUACGGCGCAGCAGCAGCAGGAGGCGGCUUCUCGCCCUACGAGAUUGACGUCAAGACGGAGAGGCAAAUGUAUAUCAAUGAUGUGCCCACUGUCAGAGAAUCCCACGUCUCUACCUUUAGCACCAUGCACACUCCGCCGCCGCCCGGCACCGUCCUGGCCGCUGGGUCGUUUCCCAAUUGCUGGACGGGACACCACGUCGCUGAGGAGCGCAAGGAGUCGCUGUCUGAGGAGGCGCUCAAUGUCAACUUUUUCGACUUUGCCCAUGGCCCGCCCCAAGAGUCGCGCAUGCUCCAGGUCGAGCUCGACGAGAGGGACCAGCGUCUGCUCGAGCACUUUAUCAAGUUUGUCAUGCCAACGAUUUUCCCCAUUCUCGAGUCGAAUCAGCACGGCUCCGUCGGCUCCGACCUCAUCCUGCCGGCGCUGCAGACCAACAGCAUCUACCUACACUGCUGUCUGAGCACCGCCGCGCAGCACCUGAAAACGGCCAGCCUCGCCGUCGGCCAGGCGCCGACCGAGGAGGUUGACCCCGACGGCGACAUUAUGAGGCACCGCUACGCGACUAUUUGGUCGCUGUGCGAGGCGCUCAAGCGCGACGAGAGCCACCAGCAGAUCCUCGAGGCGACGCUGGGCCUCAUCUUUUUCCAGUGCGUCGUUGGCCGGCCCGACGACGGCCUGCUGGACAUUGCCUGGCACCAGCAUUUCCAGGCCGCCAUCAGCCUGGUGCAAAAGCUCGACCUGCCGCGCCUCGUCUUGGACCCGUCGUUGUCAAUGGCCAUGCAGCAGCAGCAGCAACCGCUGGUGCAGACGCCCUUUAACAUGACGUUGACGGCCUGGAUAGACAUUCUCGGCGGCACCAUGCUUGGCCAGUCGCCGCAAUUUGCGCACACGUACCGCGAGAAGCACCUGUCAGACAAUCCGCACCUGGGCCUCCGCGAGCUCAUGGGCUGCGAGGACCGCGUCAUGUACCUCAUUUCCGAGAUUGCCUGUCUUGAAGCGCUCAAAAAGGGCGGCAUGGACGACUUUGUGCUCUGCCAGCACGUCUCGUCCCUCGGCGAGCAAAUGUCGCUGACCGAGGUACCCCCCGGCGGCGACGCCAACAACACCAACAACAACAAUAACCAGCCGCGCCCACCCUUCAACGCCAACGGCACCCUCUCCCCCAAGCAACUCUCCAAGAACAUGACGUCUGCCUUUCGCAUCGCCGCCCGCAUCUACCUCUGCAGCCUCGUGCCCGGCUUCAACCCCUUUCAGCCCUCGCCCAUGUCGCUCGUCGACAAGCUCACCGCCGUGCUGCAAUGUAUUCCCGCGGGGCCCCAGGGCUUUGACCGCAGCCUGGUCUGGGUCUACCUCAUGUGCGGCUCCAUUAGCGCGCCCGACAGUCCCUUUCGCGCGCUGUUUGAGCAGCGCAUUGCGGCGCUGGGCGAGCAGGCCAAGUGCGGCUCCUUUGGCCGCAUGGUGGUUGUCAUGCGUGAGCUGUGGCUGCAAAACGAUCAGCUCUUGCAUGCGAGCACGCCUGGCUCGGAUGUCGCGCCUCCGUAUGUUCACUGGAGAGACGUUUUGCAGAUGAAUGGAUGGGACUAUCUGCUCAUCUAA
Messenger RNA from Beauveria bassiana ARSEF 2860, 2112 nucleotides. Its product is annotated as transcriptional regulatory protein pro-1. The transcript is spliced from 2 exons. Gene Ontology annotation, cellular component: nucleus. The coding region runs from base 1 to 2112 and encodes 703 amino acids. Gene Ontology annotation, biological process: positive regulation of transcription by RNA polymerase II. Gene Ontology annotation, molecular function: DNA-binding transcription factor activity, RNA polymerase II-specific; zinc ion binding; transcription cis-regulatory region binding. The record is from RefSeq and is a predicted model, not a curated record. NCBI's taxonomy places the organism in Eukaryota, Fungi, Ascomycota, Sordariomycetes, Hypocreales, Cordycipitaceae.